AUGAAUAAAAUAUCAACCGAGAUAUCAUCGGGCGCUCCAAUGGCUUCAGCAACGACGCCACCUGAACGGCGUGCUCUAAGCGAAGUAAUGCACAGUACAAAACGAUCAGGCGGUAAUUAUGGUAGCUUGGCUAAAUCACAAUCACAAUUACAACCUAAAUUCUAUAUUUGUCAUAAAGUUCAAUCAGAUGAUACUAUGCAAAGGCUUUCAUUAAAAUAUAGCAUCCACAUUCAAGAGAUCAAAAGAGUCAAUAAAUUAUGGUCAGAUGCUGAAUUAAGUUUACUUGAAAAUGUAUAUAUUCCUGUCAACUCGUCUCAAUUAUCGACACUACGAACCUUAUAUCCGACAUUAAACAUUGUUCAAAAUCCAUCACCAGCGACUAAUCUUCCUAGAAAAACUUCAACCAGUGCAAUUGCAACAGACGAACCGAUGUCAUCUAUCCGAAGAUCCGAUAGUUCAACUUCUACGCCAACAAUGACAACGAUUACUUCUUCAUAUGAAGAUUAUUUUUCAAAGAUUGAUCGACAAAUCCAAACAUCAAAACAAUCAUUGCAAUCUUUUGAUGUCGACAAACAACGUUCAAAAACUCAAUCAAAUGAUAUUAAUUCUUCAUCUCUUGUAUCUAAUAAUGAUAAUAACAGCAAUAGUGAUGAAUCAAACUCUUCUCAAAAUGGUCGUACAACUCUUUGGAAUAAUGGACGACAUAAAGGUAUUCAUCAUCUAUCAGAUAAUAGUGUAUUCGUCAAUAUAACAACAACUAAUACACGUGAAAAGCAUGUUUCAGCUGCACUUGAACGAAUUCGAAAAGAAAGAGAUGAUUUCGAUGAAUUGUAA
Molecule: messenger RNA, 834 nt
Organism: Rotaria socialis
Lineage: Eukaryota; Metazoa; Rotifera; Eurotatoria; Philodinida; Philodinidae
Source: the annotation of a GenBank genome assembly